AUGAAUUCGCUCCUAUUCGGGCUCACUGUUAUCGGACUUGCACUAUGUGGCUAUCCUGAGAUGCCUCUUGGCAAACAUGGAAAACAAGGCCCACCUCCACCGCCUUUUCUUAGGAAUGUGACUCAAACAGCCAAAAAAGAAUACUUCGACAUUCUGAAACGAACUAAUGAGACCAUUCGUCAGCAGAAGGAAGAAAUCAUGGAAUGGGGGAAGAAAUAUGGCGUAGAGGCUAAAGUUCAAGAAUUUGAGAUCAACAUGACAAAACACAGAGCUGAAGUGAAACAGAAUGUUACUGAGUUGCUUGCUAGACUACCAGCUGCAUAUCAGCACCUUACCACUAUUAUGGACAACGAGGAACAGACACCGAUUCAAAUGCGUGACGCGAUAGGAGCGUUCAAGAAUCAAAGCAAAGUGGAAUUCAGCGUGCUGACAUUUGCCGCUGGACAAUUUAGGCCCCGAAAAGGCGGUCCACGUAGGGAUCAUGAACGCUCUGGUGUGAAAUCUCUUAAUAAGGGCAACAACUCCCACUGA
Messenger RNA from Necator americanus (New World hookworm), 531 nucleotides. RefSeq lists its product as uncharacterized. The transcript is spliced from 4 exons. The record is from RefSeq and is a predicted model, not a curated record. NCBI's taxonomy places the organism in Eukaryota, Metazoa, Nematoda, Chromadorea, Rhabditida, Ancylostomatidae. Bases 1 to 531 code for a protein of 176 amino acids.